CUGGAGGGUACGUGUUGCAUCUCCCUGUUAGGCAGCCGGAAGGAGCCCUCUGCUAAUACAAGCAAGACAAGAAAGAUGUUCGGACCCCUAUCCCGAACUCCUAAUGACGGCACCAUGUGACAGGGGGAGGCGCUGCUUGGCUGUGUGCCAGUGGUACGGACCGAUGGGAGGGUGGAAGUCCUAGGCUGGACACAGUGAAAUGAAAGCGGCACCUGGGCACGGAUUUAAACAUUUACUCGUGCCCUCUCAAUCCAUUUACCGGAGUCCAUAACCUGGAGCGGAGAAGGGGCUCAGGCUGCGCGGGCGGGAGCACAGUACAAGGAAAUGGCCUGCAUCCUAAAGAGAGUGCCAAUCGUUGCUGUCAGUUCUGUUACAAUAUUUUUUUUCCUGAUUGUCCUUCGUCUCUUAAAUGAAGCCAGCUUUCUCAAGCUUCUUUCUUGUUUUGGCCAAAAAACCUUCGGAUGUGUUCCAAUGUCUGACAUACAGAGACGACCACUCACAUAUCAUGAUGGCUACAUUAAUGUAAAAACACAUGAGCCUCUGCAACUAGACUGUGGGCUUUGUGCGAUUGUUUCAAAUUCUGGACAGAUGAUUGGGCAGAAAGUUGGUGACGAAAUUGAUCAAUAUUCUUGCAUAUGGAGGAUGAACAACGCCCCCACAAAAGGAUAUACUGAAGAUGUGGGAAAGCGCACUACUGUUCGGGUGGUGUCUCAUACCAGUGUACCCCUUCUGCUCAAAGAUCCAAAAUAUUUCUUUAAAGAGGCCAACAACACCAUCUAUGUUAUAUGGGGUCCCUUCAGAAAUAUGCGGGAUGAUGGGAAAGGAAUUAUCUAUAAUAUGUUAAAGAGAACUGCUGAAAGUUAUAGGAGUGCAAAAAUAUACAUAACAACAGAGUUACGGAUGAAACACUGUGACCAUAUGUUUAAAGAGGAAACUGGAAGAGAUAGAGUCCAAUCUGGCUCCUAUCUCAGCACUGGCUGGUUCACUCUAAUUCUUGCAAUGGAUGCCUGCUACGGAAUUCAUGUGUAUGGAAUGAUAAAUGACACUUAUUGCAAGACCGAUGGCUUUAGAAAAGUCCCUUACCAUUAUUAUGAGCCAGGAAGGUACGAGUGUGAUGAAUAUUUCCUGCAUGAAAAUGCACCAUAUGGAGGUCACAGGUUUAUCACUGAAAAACGAGUAUUUGCUAAGUGGGCAAAGCAACGCAAUAUAACCUUCACGCAUCCCGAGUGGACUCUGUCUUGAUUGUGCUUGCACCAGUGCUUUCAUGUCAGAAAAAGGAAUGGCAAUUAAACAUAAGGGGCCUGGGAAGAAAAUCAAAUCUACUGUAAAACAAAAAUAUAUUACAACAAGAAUCUUUCUUACCACAUGCUGUGUGUACAUUGCACUUUCGUUUUUUAAGGAACAUUAUUUUGAUGAAAAAGACGAAUGGACCAAGUUACACAUAAGAGUAAUACAUGAGAUCAGUGAUUGUUUUAGGUACAAUUAUGUAUGUCUCUUUCUGACCUACAAGACUGUGGUUAGAUUAAUUUCCUGUAUGCCUGCUAAUAACUGAAGGAAAUGUUAUGCACUGUAUAAAGUAAUUACUGGUGCAAAGUUUACCCCAAGUCUAAUAACCUACACCAGCCAAUCAGUCUUAUGGACUUGUGCUUUUUUGCAUUUUGUUUUUGAUCACAAAAAGCUGUUAUUUGCUAUUUCUUGAGUUAAAUAGGGCACACAGAGAAGCUAAAGCUUCAUUGUGUUUGGGUCUUGCAGUUUAGAUAAUUAAUAUGUAAUAUGUAUCGCUAAGGGAAAAAACAACUGCAAUGGGACCAAAAUGGCGAUGCGCGACAAAAAAAAACCCAUUAGUGAUCCCUUUGCAUUUCUUGUGCCAGAAAGUUUGUGACUGAGAAUUUUUUAAUUUGCGAAUGUAACAAAACUAGAAAAAGUAGCGCUCACACAUCUUCAAAAAGGUGUUAAACAUUUACAAUUUAAUAUAUGUUUUGUGAACAGUGCUAAAUAUAAUAGCUGGAAUUUUGGUAAUCUAACGGGGUAUUGUUAUUUUACACAGCACAAGCGCUGUGUAAAAUUACAAUCCCCCGUUAGAUUACCAAUAUUCCAGCUAUUUUCAUUGUUAUAAUACCCAAUAUGUCCUCUUUAAGUCAGAAUUGGCAGUAAGUAACAAGCAAAAAAUUGGGCGAUUAACUGGGUAAUGUAAUAAAAGUCAUGAACAAAUACAGAAAAAAUGUGCAAUGCGAACAAUUUUUCUUUGUAGCUUGUGCCUCUGCACAUUUAAGGCCAUUUAUCAAUGCUCCAGUGGUGGAGUAUUGUCGAGUGAGGUGCAGAGUACAGUGCUAAAUAACAUGCAAGCAGGCAGCACUGUAUUCAUUUGAAAAGUGAAGGCCCUUGCAUUCCCACAUGCUCCCACAGGCACUCAUUUCAUGGAAGGUCAUGCCUGUUUGCCUGUUUUUAGCACUUUGCACAUUUCACUCUUACCCAACAUUUGUAAAUGAUCCCUAGAUCAAAAAUAUAUUUUGAAAUAAUGAGCUUUGUGCAGUCAGGGUCGGACUGGGCCUGCGCAACAUGGGAAAAAAAUCCGGUGGCCCCCACCCACCCAGACCCGAUCCCUGCUGGCACCCCCCCACUGACCUCCCUACUCCGAAUUUGCCUAGUUAAGUAUGAGAUAUGCACACUCAGGGGGAGGGGCAGGUGUGUGGGCAGCGGGGGCUCUUGAGGAGUGUGGGGGCCCUGGGGUGGCAGCCCUAGUGGGCCCUAUGUGCAGUUAAAAUUUGCUAUUUAAUACAGUUUGAAAUGUGUUUUUAGAUCUGUGACGUUUUCAGCAGUUCAUGACAUUUAUUACACCCCCAGUAGUGUAUUUCAUAUUAUUGUCUCUUUCUUCUUCUAUAAAAUUCAUCUUUUGCUUUAAAAAAAAAAAAAAAAAAUCUGAACCACAAGCAAUGCUAUGUAAUAAAGCUCUUCCGAUCAACAACUGAUUUUCAACCUGUGGCCACUUUACAUAUAAAUCAGAUCUUCAUACUGUCUGCUGAGUGCAAUAAAUUCAUUAGAUGCACAAUAAUAUUAUCCUGAAUGUGAAGCUCAUGCCAGACUGCGGCACUGUAAGAACAAAACUCUGUAACUCAUUACUGUGAGAAAUACGCCUUGAAUGUCAGCACUGCUAAGCCGAGUGCAGUGGAGGAAUACUUGACAAAAUAUGCUUUAAAGCUGUAGAUUCCCUUCUGCCUAGACUUCAGACCAAGGUUGUUUAUAUGUUGUUUUUUUUAUAAAGCAUGGAAAAAUCUAAACAAUAUUUUUAUAUUUAUAUAUAUUUUUAUGCCAGUGGUUAUUAUAAUGAGCAUUUUAUACAUACCGGUAUGUACUUCAUAUACAGAAUACCUCUCUAUAUAGCUAGUAUGUAAUGUUGUGGGAUUAUAUGUAUUUGUGUCUUAAAUAUGUAAACUAUUGUUACAGGGCUGUACUUUAUACUGUAUGUUUUAUGCCAAAUCAUUUUUUAGGUUUAUGCAUCAAUGAAAUGUUAUUCUCAAAUCACUUUCCCUGUGUAUGUAUGCCAUGUAGGACUUAUAACAAGUAAUGGUAUAGUAGGGUGUGAUACUGUAGGUUUGCCCCCUCCCUCACAACUUAAAGCCAGAUAAAUACAUUAUAUAUAUAUAUAUGUGUUUGAUGGUGUAAAGGUACUUUGGAUAGAUUUUAUUCAGGCUUUAUCUGACUCAUAGGAUCUUGCCAUGCAGCAGUAUAAGAUUUUGAGGGAUUCUACUAAAUCUGAUGCUCCAUGCUAUAAAAUCUGAUUAUUUAAAAUCAGGAGGUUUCUGGUUUUUAUGCUUUUAUAUCCAACAGUCGUUGUAUUUCAUAGAGAAACAAAUGUCUGUCAGACUUCAUAUUGUUGGAUGAAAACACAGCAUGAAGCGUUCCCUUCUCAAAGUCACAUUUUGUCGCUUGGCAAAUCUUUAUUGAAAACUACAGAUCCAGUUUAAUAUCAGUGAAAUGAUUUUUAGCUGUGUGCAACUACAUGUGACUUGACUGAUUCGAAUUGUCCAUUAGACCACAACCAACAGAAUCUCCCAAGUACUUCUAAUCUUAUAGAUUGUUUCACCUCAACUGACUGAAACAUGAUGUUUGCCAUUUCUGUAAGAUAGUUUGAACACAAAGGAUUGCAGAUUGCUAAAAGUUACUAGUGUAAUACAUUACUAGGUGAUGUGCCACUUUAUAGCAGUAUUAAACAAAGGUAUCUUUUCUCACAGAGCUGCAAAAGAAUAACGUUUUACAGAGAAGACAAAAGGCUUUAUCCACAGAAUGCAGAACUAUGUGGGCAGGACAUAGAGCAUACCCUAGAAAUUUCAGACCCAUCAUGUGAAAAUGAAAGAGCUGAACAACUUAAUUUAAAACCUAAGAAUGUAGCUCCAUAAAGAGGCAUGUUUCAUACAAAAUGAUAAUUGCUGAAAAACAACAGCUUAGAAAGCCUUUAUUCACAAUGCUAAUAAAUUGUAUUGCAUGGUCUACAAUACCUUCAAAAGCAUUACAUAGUACAUUCUGCCCCUAGUCAAUGGCAGGGGGUGUCCAUAGUGCAGCUUUCUAUUUGCUGUCAGGGGCAUCACUGGCAUGAAAUGAGUUACGAAGCAUGCCAAGGACCUGAGAUUCUGUUUUUUAAAAAGUGCUAUGUGCCCCACACUCAUUGCUCUUAAUCAGGGGGGAGCAAGAGGGCAUCAUCGGCUAGGCACUAUAACCUCCAGUGUGGACAGAAGCUUGGUAUAGGAAUAGAAUUUCAUAAGGCUGUUGUAUCUUAGGGGAUUGUACAGGAAAGAUGCUUCUUCAUGCACACACAAAACGUCCAUUCCUUCACAUUAAUCUUAUUAAUUUAAUAUUAUUUAGGAACAGAAUAAUCUAUUUUUUUCAUGACAAUCCAUGUUCUUACACUAUCAUACACAUAUAUAAGCAGAAUAUGUUUACUUGAAAUAAAAUUGUUUUGUUUUUUGAUAUGUGAAACUUGUAUGCUUUUUAAAAUUGUAUGUGUUGGGUAUGUGUUAAGUAUAUGAUAUGUGUUGGGUAUAUAAACAUUUAGAAUGUGAGAGUGGGGUGACAUGUUGCUACGUAAAAUACAGCAAUGUUUCUAGGCAAAGUCGGAACACAAAUAAAAUUUCCUGUUCUACUCUCA
Molecule: messenger RNA, 5143 nt
Organism: Xenopus tropicalis (tropical clawed frog)
Lineage: Eukaryota; Metazoa; Chordata; Amphibia; Anura; Pipidae
Gene: st6galnac3
Product: ST6 (alpha-N-acetyl-neuraminyl-2,3-beta-galactosyl-1,3)-N-acetylgalactosaminide alpha-2,6-sialyltransferase 3
Exons: 5
Coding region: 325-1242 (305 amino acids)
Biological process (GO): glycoprotein biosynthetic process
Cellular component (GO): Golgi membrane
Molecular function (GO): alpha-N-acetylneuraminyl-2,3-beta-galactosyl-1,3-N-acetyl-galactosaminide 6-alpha-sialyltransferase activity; sialyltransferase activity
Source: RefSeq, a predicted model, not a curated record